AUUUUAGUAAUAGUUAUAAAUUUAAAAUCAUAUAUUUAUUAAAAAUCAGAUUGCUAUAUUUAAAUUUAAUUUUCGUAUUUAUUAACCAAUAAAUUUUGUUUACAUAACUAACAAAAAUGCAAUAAGUCAUGAAAAAAUGAACGUUUAUAUCAAUUUAUAUAUUUUGGAAAGUAAAAAAUAGCUGUUGGUGUUUGAUUUGAUAUUCAAUAUAAAUUUAGAAAGUUAAUAUUCUAACUUGAUUAUAUUUAGGAAACUAUUAUUUAAUUAGUGAUUAUAAAUAAGAAGAGAAAUAUACUCCCUCCAUUUCAAUAUAGAUGAUGUUUUAGAAGGUUUGUUUUGUUUUAAUUUAUAUGAAGUUUUAAGAUUUUAAGGUAGUUUUGAGAUUUUAAGGUUAACUUUAACUUUAUUGGAAACUGUUCAACCAAUUAGAUUUUACAGUCUUUUUUAUUGAUUAAUUGAUGUUAAAAUUAUAUCUUUAAAAUAUUUUUCUAGAAAAAUGUAAUUUUCUUAAUCUUUGUGCACUAUUACAAAACAUCAAGUAUUAUGAAACAGAGGGAGUAUAAUUUUCAGCAAUUUUUACAAAAAAUAGUAAACACAAAGAAGAAUGACUAGUCUAAGCUUCUAUAGAGAAGAAAAAUGAAGAGUCUCCAACUUCUUGUUUAAUCAAAUCAAGAAUCUACCGCUUUUGGUCUAACCAUUAUCCAUGUUCUAUUGCUCUAUUAAUUUUCUUAUAGAUUAUAGCUCAUGAUUGUGGAUACAGAAAAAAUCAAAAGAAAAAAAAAACUGAAAAGUUCAUAGUUUCAGAGAGGUAAUUUUCAUAAAGUUUUAAUUAUAAAACCAAAAGAUGUUUCUUCCACUCAAAUUAGAUUGGUGUAUUUAUUAUAUAGUAUAACAAUAUUUUGCAAGAAAAACAUAAAUUAUUUCAGAUUAGUAAAAAAAGUCAUAUUUUUUUUUGAACAGGGUUUUUUUAGAGUUUGAGACGGUCCUGUUCCUCCUGAACAUCUUGUUGACAAGAAUGAAUUCAAGUAAUGUUCCAACAGCAACAUCAUCUCAUCAGGUUCACAUAUUAAAAUUUCUAUAAGAUAAGAUUAUAUGACUAAACAGAUGUUAAUAUAUGUAUUUGUGAAAUGUAUUAUUGAAGAGAACGACCAAAACACAUGGUAGGUGUAUGUGAAGUAUAGCUAUCACAUGAGAACAAAUGCUACUAUGCCACUUCUGAUGAGGUAAUCACUCGUUAUGGUUAUUGUUGCUCUAUGUCGUUACCAUUAGUUGACUAUAACAAUAAAAGUUUCAGCAUCUCCCAAUCAAACAAAAGGGCGGGGGGGACUUGAAUCAAGAGAAAGAAAAGGGUUAAAUAUGUAGAGAAUCAAUAAUAUCGAGGGUACAUGUGUGAUUAAAUUAAAUAUUAAAUUUGUGAAAGACUUGUUUAUUUGCCGUUAAGGUCCCUCUCUUUCUCUUCUUUCUCAGAGAAGAGGAGAGGAGAAAGAAACAUUGAACAUCCAUCAAUAAGAGAUGGUGAGGAAAAAGGUGCCGGAAUGGUUGAAUAGCACCAUGUGGUCUGCACCUCCUCCGCCGUCGUCUUUCAACGACGACCAUCUCCUCCUCCAUUCCCCCGCCGCCAAAAUGAAGGAGGAGCAAGAGUCGGAAUCGAUUUCUGUCGCUUCCAGGCUCAAUCCCGCUCCUCCGCCCUCCACAGCUUCUCCUAGACAGAGGAACAACGGUAGCAAUAUCAUCUCCGGCGUUGUUCCGUCCGGCGAGGACUUUUCCCGCCAAGCUCAUCUCUCAGCGGAGUUAUCGAAGAAGGUGAUCAAUAUGAAGGAGUUGAGGAGUCUUGCUUUGCAAAGUUUGCCUGAUUCUCCUGGAAUCCGAUCUACUGUUUGGAAGCUUUUGCUUGGAUACUUACCACCUGAACGUUCACUCUGGUCAAGUGAAUUGAAACAAAAGAGAUAUCAGUACAAACACUAUAAGGAUGAGCUUCUCACCAGUCCUUCAGAAAUCACAUGGAGGUUGGUGAGAUCAAAGGGAUUUGACAAUUAUGAGUUGAAGACUGGAAGCCGAUGCAUGCUUUCUCGAUCCAGAAUUACUGACGAGGACCAUCCUUUGAGCCUACGCAAGGCCAGCAUCUGGAAUACAUACUUCCAGGAUACUGAGACAAUCGAACAAAUAGAUAAAGAUGUCAAGCGUACACAUCCAGACAUACCAUUUUUCUCUACUGGAUCAUCCUUUGCACGUUCUAACCAGGAGUCUAUGAAGAAUAUAUUGCUUGUGUUUGCCAAGUUAAAUCAAGGCAUCAGAUAUGUUCAAGGGAUGAACGAAAUUUUGGCACCUAUCUUUUAUAUUUUACGUAACGAUCCUGAUGAGGAUAGUUCAUCCCAUGCUGAAGCUGAUGCGUUCUUCUGCUUUGUUGAACUGUUGAGUGGAUUUAGAGACUUCUACUGUCAACAACUUGACAAUAGUGUGGUUGGAAUCCGGUCUGCAAUAACAAGGCUCUCGCAACUUGUUAGGAAGCAUGAUGAGGAACUUUGGCGUCAUUUAGAGAUCACCACCAAAGUAAACCCACAGUUCUAUGCAUUUAGGUGGAUCACUCUCCUCCUUACACAAGAGUUUAGCUUCUUUGACUCUCUUCACAUAUGGGAUCCACUCUUAAGCGACCCCGAAGGUCCUCUGGAAAGCUUACUGGGGAUAUGUUGUGCGAUGCUGGUACUGGUGAGGAAGAGGUUGAUCGCUGGAGAUUUCACAUCGAAUAUGAAAUUACUUCAACAUUAUCCAACUACCAACAUCAGCCAUCUCUUGUCUGUAGCUAAUAAACUUCGCUCCAAAUUGUUAAUUUAAAAGUCUUUUCUUUUGAUUUAACCAUCUUUAGUUUACAUAUAUACCUUCUCUGUUUGUUUAUUACACGGCCCGUUUGCUUUCGAUCUUUAAAGCGCAAAUAUGUUUCUUUGUUACGGUCUUGUGUCUGG
Molecule: messenger RNA, 2960 nt
Organism: Brassica rapa (field mustard)
Lineage: Eukaryota; Viridiplantae; Streptophyta; Magnoliopsida; Brassicales; Brassicaceae
Product: TBC domain-containing protein C1952.17c
Biological process (GO): activation of GTPase activity; intracellular protein transport
Molecular function (GO): GTPase activator activity
Source: RefSeq, a predicted model, not a curated record